UACAGCAGGCGACGGACGUGCACGCCGCGCGCCCUCACGCGCUCCAAAACACUCCCGAUACGCACCUCCGGCGACCGAAAGUGAUCAAACCACCGGACCAUACCGCACCGAGCAAAAAAACCAUAGAACCCGCCGUUUGAGGUUAGAAUUUCCCCGGGCGAUUUUUAAAGUUCGCGGUGCGAAAAUCUUGGACGCUCUCUGCAGUUGCAUAACAAUGCAGCGAAGGCCGUAUGGAAAAGUGUUUGUACGGUGAAAAUUUCGCCUCGGUGUUACGUUUCCACGCGGCGGUAAGCCGGCGGCCGAAAAGUUUGUCUCGCCGCCGACGGUAAUCUGAUAAUUUGAAAUUUUUCGCGCCGAUACGUAGGCGGGUCGAUCGCUAAUCACUCGAGUUAAUAUUUGAACUGUGCGUGAACUCACCUCGAUCUGUGGUUUCGUUGCUAGUGUAGUGAGUGUGUGAUUUUCAGAUCUCAGGGAAAUGUUUCUCGUAUUACUUCCCCAUGUGAUGUUUCACCCGAGUGUUGAGUUUUAGUUACCCGAACCGCAGAGUGAUACGAUCCAGGCGGUAGAGAGCCGGCGGUGAGCGCGGUUUUGAAGAAUCUCGAGUGAGUGAGUGAGUGAAUUCCGCAAUCUGCAAAUCUAUCGGCUGCGGCUGUAACUCUAGAGGAUCCAGUGGCGAAACAUGCGUCCGCGGCGUUCCCACACGAAACGAACUGACCAAUUUGUUAAAUAAACGAUACGACAUGUUAGACUCGGAUCCCUAUUAAGACGUAAGACUCUGCCCCACGUUGGGCGCCAAUCCCGAGCCCCACGUCGGGCGCCAAGCCCCGCGUCGGGCGCCAAGUGCGGUGCGGUGGCAUGCCGUGUUGAGCAGUGACGGCGCCCGCGCGGCUGAAAUGGGCGCGGCGCGCCAUGUUACCGCGCACGCGCCCCUUGCGCUGGCUCAUAGCGGCGCUCGCGCUGGCGUCGUGCGCCGCGGCGCCGGCCCCAGAGCCGCGCGCGCAGCGGUCCGCCAACCUCAGCCACAUCACGGGCACGUCGCGCACCAUACAGAUGUUCCUCAAGAAUCGCUACCUGCAGCUUCUGCCAGAUGGCACAGUCAACGGCACCACCGACGGCAGCAGCGUUUACACGAUACUUCAGCGUGCGACGCACACGGUCGGCGUCCUGAAGAUCCAGGGGGUGUUCACCUGCCUCUACCUGUGCAUGGAUGCCUGCGGGUUCCAGUACGCACAUAAGGACUUAAACUCGGACUGCUUAUUCGAGGAACAUUUGGAGGAGAACAAUUAUAAUACGUACUCGCAGAUAAAUAAUUACGAGAAGAAGGCGUUCCUGGCGCUGGAUAACCGGGGCAGGGCGCGGAGGACCCAGAUACCCCUCAACAGGCCGCUGGCCAACCUCUCAGGGUACGCCCUGACCAUGACCAUGAAGUGGGAGAGACCCAAACCGAAUCAGUGUCCCAUGAAGAGACACGAGAAGAAAAUCAAGCGCCCGCCCCCACCUCACCUCUACAAAAACUGCAUGAAGCGCGUCCAUCGGAUGAAGAAAAAGACGCCGAAGAGGACCAAGGUGAAGAGGAAGCGACGCCCGAAGGCGAGGAGAAAAUUCGAGAACGGCACGACGACGACGACGGACGCGUACGACGAGUCCACGAUGUCGACGAUGUCCACGACGGACGCGGAGUUUUUUCGGUCGGGGACCGCGCAGGAGGCGGUCGGGCGCACGUAGCCAGGUCUCUGGUCGUCGUGGGGGCAGCCGUCGCACUCGCACACUAGCACAGUUCCACUCGCGGGGCCGAAUCUCCGGCGGGACUGGCCGACGGCCGGCUAGACGACAGAUAUGUGAGACGACUCCUCCGGAGAAUCUAAAUUAUAGAUACACGUCUUCCCAUCUGAGGAGGGACGAGUGUACCCGAAGUCGGCCGAGCCUGCCCUGUCAUUCUCAAUCGGACCCGUUCCGGAGGAACGGGUCUAGAAACGUCGCUCUCUGACGAUAACGGUCCUGAAACGCUCGUAAUUUAAAUACUCAAAAACGUAGAAAUUUUGGGCGCUAGCUUUCGGUACCCUCGCAAUCGCCAAAGCUACUGAUUAUAUUCCUAGAUCGCUUUAAAUCUUAGUUGUAUCGGUAUUCCAAUUGUCUUAGUUAUCGUGAAAUUAACUUAGAUGUAAUUGACGACUCCAUGACUAAUCAAGAUGGACUCGUUGAACGAGUCGAGAUCGAGUGAGUUGGAAUUGUGCUAGAGGAAGUUACCCGUUCGCGGCUCGAUAAGAUCGCGCCGAAUCCUAUUUCUAGAGCACUCGGCUGCUUGCCGUCUGUUCGCUGGAACUCAUCCGUUUCCCUGGCCUCGGAGCCUGUUAACUAUCGCACGAUCUAAAUCGAUAGUUACUCAUGGGCGGCGACAUCCGAACCGAUCGGUUGCCGCAUCGAUACACUACCUCAUAAUAUCGACAUUUAUUCGUAAUAAAAAUACUCUUUCGACGCACAGCGCGCUGUCCGAGGCGAACGGGUAACCGAAGGUUUUGUACUUAGUGCUGAGGUGUAAUUUCAUAAGAAAUUGACUGAAUAUAUAUGACUGAGUAAUGUAGGUUGGUUUCUGAAUAGGCUAUGAUAGGUUAUGUGCGGUGGACGGCGUGCUCUGUUAGUUUAAGUGUUUCGGAUCGGAGGCGACCGGUUAUCUUUCGAAUCGGCGAAAUUUCUGCUUCCGGCUGAAACCGGAAACGCCUCGUCAAUUCCAAAUUUGAAUUAGUUUAGCGCGACGACGAAGUGACUAUUAGCUGUUAGAUUUAAAACGUGUAUCUAAUUUGUAAAUUAUUUAUUUUCCAUAGAGAAAGUCGUAUUUUGUUAACGUUUUAGUUGAUGUUUUUUUUAUUCUUGUCCCCUAGUUCCAUCCGAUGUAGAUAUGUAGGAGUCAUACGCUUGUACUAUUAGUGAGUCUUAUGUGUAUUAUAUUUGUGCGUCACAUGAAGCAAAAUUUGUGUUUCGUUUACAAAAAAGAACUUUAUUUCAGCGAAUGUAUGAGCACAAACAUUGCUGUAUGUGACAUUUUAGUUUCCCUCGCAGUCAUGUUAUGAACGUAUGUUGAAUAUGUUGUCUGAAUCAGCGAACUAUUGCUACUAUUUUAUAAUGGUGUUACAAAAAAUCAGUGCAUUUAAUAUACUCAUGCUCUAUACAUAUUUGGAAAAAAAAAACAAAAAAGUUAUAUUUUGCAUUUAAAGUUUUAAUUUCGCGCCAAGUUUAAACGGACACCUUUUUCUCAUGAUAGUAGAAGUAUUACGAAGUUCGCUGGUGCCAGUGCGACUGUAUUUAAGGAAAUUGCAAUAAGCUUUAUGAUUGUACCUACGUGCGUUAAGGGGCGUUUACAUGAUGCCAGUUGUUGUAACUCAUUAUUUGCCGAUCAAACUUUUUGUUUCUCUUUAUAAAGAGAGUCCCAGAACAAAACUCGCGUCAUGAAAAGGCUCCCUUGGAUCGAAUGUUAAUUUAUAUUUAUUUAUGAUGUAUGUAUUAGUUGUAACGUAGCUAUAUUUAAGCGUCUGUGCUCGAUAAAAUACCAAUUUAAAUUGUAUAAAUUAAAGGUUUUCCGCAAAAUAUUCUAUAUUAAUUAUAAUGCUUCUUUUAAAUAUUUGUGAAAAAAUAGAUUUUCUACAAUGCAGUAUAUUUUAUAGUCUGUUAUAAUCCAGGUCUACACUGUUUUUUUUUAUUUACAAAUCGAGAAUAUAAUUUACAUUUGGAUGCAUGAGAGACGAUAGUUACAGAUUGUAAAGAAAUUUAGCAGCAAGGAUUAUAAUCAUAAAACAAUUUUAUAAUUCCGUGAUUAUACUAUUUAUAUACAUAGACAAAUUUUUGAAAUAUGAAUGCGGCUGGUUCGUAUAAAAGAACAUUUAUCCGAAAGUGAUCAAUUGUAAGACAGAUAUUACAUCUGGAUCUGGAUUACCAAAAGUUCCUUUUUCCAUAUUUUGUUAAUAUUAAUAUAGAUUAUUUGAGUCAUAAACAUACUGUGAACAUCACUUAUAUUAUGUAUUCUAUUUAAAUAAUAAAAAAUGCCAAAAAAUAUAUUUAAAUUCAUUUUUAAAUUAUCAUCAAUUCACAUCGAUUAACAUCACUACAGUUUUGUUGCAUGCCAGCGUUACUGGACUACAGCGCUGUGGCAAGCAACAGAUCCAACAUUUCUUUCCAUUGCUGAUCCAAUGUGAAUGAGCUUUAAACAUUUGAUAUAUUUUGUGCAUAAUAAUUAAACUUUAUAAUUAUUAUAAUUUAUACGACGUCGAAUAUAUUUAACUAUUGGACGCCAUAAUGUAAAAUAUUGUUUUGUACGUAUUAACCUAAAAGGUGCAGCCCUUUCAAGGUCCUCUGUUUCUGACUGCUGAGUGAAAUUUCCAAUAUGACAGACAAAGUCGGGCAGACUAUGUUUUGCCGUGUAAAUAUUUUUAUCAUAACGGGCGUUAAUAUUUAUAUAUUUUUAUCAUAGUAUGUUUCUGACUUGAACUGUUUUUAAAGACACAUCAAUCUCACUAUUCUCGAUUAAGCCUGGCUACACUUUUUUAUUCUAAGGAUAGGUUCACAUCAAGUUGAGGGGCAUGCAGGUUUAAAUUUUUUCAUUAAAGUCUAAAAAUGUAUUCUUGCUUUACUCUAUGAAAUAUAACAGAAACAACCGGUGAACAUCAGCUUAGAGGGUGAUACAGCUAAGCUUUGGCUGUAAGAUUCCCUAAAAGAUGGUAGUAAUCGGCUGGUACGCUCGAAAUUAAAGUGUUAUGAAAGUAUAUUUUAUGAAAGUAUUUAUUUCAUUAAAGGAAUUAUUGCCUUUUAAAAAUUGUAGCGACGCGUUUCGCUGUAUCGAAUAAUUGAAUUGGAAAUUAUUUUUAUUUGUGAGUAAUUUUUAAAAUAUGUAUUAUUAUUUUUUUCGAAAUCUCUAAGUGUGACCAGGCUGAGGUGUAUUUGUUCCGAGUGUGUGAGUUUGUAUGGACACGUCAAUUUGUAAAAUAUUUGUAUGUUAUUUAUACACAUGUGCCAUAAAUACCUAAUUACCUAUUCGGGGUUACGUUGAUUUUUGUUUCGCACAAUAAUUUGGGAGUCGUUUAGCAACUAGUUUCAUAACUGCAAUAUUUGGGAUUCGUUUUGAUAACAUGGCGACGCUACUCCCACCUGACUCCCUGCCCCGGUGUUCCUGAAGAAACUUGCGGGGUUAAACAGUAUUAAUUAAUUAAUUUCGAUACCUUUACAUUUUUACAUUUACGAUUUUAUCUGUGAAAUCGGUUCAUAGUAAGGGGACUACCUACUGAAUUUGGUCGGGUCAUGUCGAGCUCAGCCGAGUUGACGAUCAAAUUAACUUGACAUAACCCUACCAAAAACAUCCGCCACCUGAUUUAUGAAUCUAUUUCUCUAAUGGUACAAAUUUUGAAAUGACUCAUUCGGCAUCUCAUCAAAAUUUAACUUACUCGUAGUUUUUACCAAAAGAUUGAUCGAAACUUUUAGACAAUAACUUUAUACAGCCUCUUAUACUAAAGUAAACAAUAAAAUGAUUCUUUGAAUAUC
This is a messenger RNA of Aricia agestis (brown argus), 5526 nucleotides long. It is a transcript of the gene bnl, whose product is annotated as fibroblast growth factor 10. Gene Ontology annotation, biological process: cell differentiation; positive regulation of protein phosphorylation; positive regulation of gene expression. Gene Ontology annotation, molecular function: fibroblast growth factor receptor binding; growth factor activity. The record is from RefSeq and is a predicted model, not a curated record. Lineage: Eukaryota; Metazoa; Arthropoda; Insecta; Lepidoptera; Lycaenidae. Bases 910 to 1725 code for a protein of 271 amino acids. The transcript has 4 exons. Gene Ontology annotation, cellular component: cytoplasm.